Messenger RNA from Puccinia triticina, 1131 nucleotides. RefSeq lists its product as uncharacterized. Lineage: Eukaryota; Fungi; Basidiomycota; Pucciniomycetes; Pucciniales; Pucciniaceae. The transcript has 7 exons. The coding region runs from base 1 to 1131 and encodes 376 amino acids. The record is from RefSeq and is a predicted model, not a curated record.
AUGUUAUUCAACUUCCCUCCACAAUUAUUCCCGAUCAUACACACUCUAAUCAACUCGUCUUACCUCUGGAAUUCGUCUUACCUCUGGAAUCAUAUGCCACUUGCCUUGAAUAUCCGCGUGUACAUAGGCACUGCGAUCGGGGACGAUAAGCUCUUGCAGGCGGUUGAGCGCUUGACUUUAGAUGCUGAGGCGGCAGCCGUCAAUGGGCCUGAUGAAGGUCAAAGUUCUGCCAAGUCCGAUCACGUAACUGUGAUCGAGGACGAUACGCCGUUCGCGGCGGCUGAGCGCUCGGCUGAGACGACAACGGCGGUGCAUAGCGGGCCUGAAGAGAUUGCAGCGGCAGAUGAAGCUCAAAGUUCUGCCAAGUCCGAUCACGUAACUGCGAUCGAGGACGAUACGCCGUUCACGGCGGCUGAGCGCUUGGGUAGACCGGCCAAGACCGCGGUGCAUAGCGGGCCUGAAAAGAUUGCAGCGGCAGAUGAAGGUCAAAGUUCUGCCAAGUCCGAUCACGUAACUGCGAUCGAGGACGAUACGCCGUUCACGGCGGCUGAGCGCUUGGGUAGACCGGCCAAGACCGCGGUGCAUAGCGGGCCUGAAAAGAUUGCAGCGGCAGAUGAAGGUCAAAGUUCUGCCAAGUCCGAUCACGGUUCAUCAACCGCUGAGGCGGGUGCGGAUAGUAAGCCGGACAAGUCUCCAGCUUCAGAGGAAGGCAAAAUCUCUGAUCAGGAUAUCGGUUUACCAUUAUUUUUUCAAGUUCCAGCCGGUGAUUUGGUGAUCUUCAAUCAGGGCAGCAUCUUUGAGGCGGACGGGAGCUUUACCACCAAGGGGUUGAGUGGGUUCUUCGAUCUCUUGUUCACCAAGGGAAUUUUUGAAGGGCCCCUCAACAUUCACCAGUUCCCGCAAGUGGUUCGCACGCUAGUCAAGACCUACGGGUACAGCCUCCCGAUCAGGAUGAAUUACAUCACCACGCCCGACGGGCCAAUCGCCACCCACUGGAUUGCGCAAAGGAUCCACGCAGUAUGGACCAACGGGAACGGGGAGCUCCGAUAUGAUUGUCCUGAUUCCAUAGCUUUUCGAAGUAUGGAGUUUGACAUGGAUAACACUGGAGAAGCGGUUAUACUUGGACUAUAG